CAUUCGUUAUUACCACAUGUUCUUGUUGUAAACGUUGAAAAUUAUGAUAGGUUAAAAUUGUUAUUUUAAAUAAACUAAAAUGGAUAUAGUCAAUGAAAUCUUAGAACGGGAACAGAAGAAGGCCGAGAAAUAUAAACCUAUCACUGUUGAAAAGCAUUUAGAUGUGGAAUUUGAUAUCGGCACACUUGUAGCGUGCGACACAAAUGAUUUAGAAAGCAAACCAAUAAAAUCAGAAAAGGACAGAGACGCAUAUUUGCAAGCGUUAACGCGCGAUAACACACAAUUAUUGCUUAACAAAAUAUGGGAGCUUCCAACGGAGAGGAUAGAUGAAGCUAUUGUAGUCCGUCUCCCCCAACCCACGACUGUGUUGCCGCGAGCUAAACCAGUUCCCAAACCUAAGCCACUGACCAAGUGGCAGGAAUUCGCUAAAGCUAAGGGUAUUACUAAGCAGAAGAAAUCCAAGUUGGAGUGGGAUGAACAGUUGCAAAAAUGGGUACCUUUAUAUGGUUUCAAAAAGUCAGCUGCGGAAAAAGAGAAGAAUUGGUUAAUAGAAGUGCCACAAAACUUAGAUCCUAUGACAGAUAUGUAUGAGAAGAAAGCCUCUGAGAAAUCUGAGAAAGUCGCCAAAAAUGAGUUGCAGAGGUUGAAGAAUAUUGCCAGAGCUAGAAAAGUCAAAAUACCAAGAGUGGGAAUCCCAAUCACUUCAGACAAAGCCACGUCUUCACAGUUAGCAACGGCAACAACAGUAGCGAAAGCUUCAACAGCAUCCUUAGGGAAGUUCCAAGACAAACUUCCCAAGGAAAAAGAAGCGAGAGGAAAGGGAGUACAUGAGCUGAUCCCAGGAAAGGAGAGGAAACGGAGACUGCCAGUGCCCACCCCGCAGGCAGAGAAGGAAAACAAUCUGAACAUGAUUGACAGGAUCUUGAAAAAACGGCCCAAAAUUGAUAUGGAAAAGGCUGUUUCCAAACAUAUACACCAGGAGCAAGUGCAGAGAUCGGAAGAGAAAAAGAACUCGAAACCAAUGAAAGGGCCACGCAAAGCUAAGGGUAAAGGGAAUGCCACAAACUUCUCUGCAAAGAAACCCAAAGCCGGCAAGGGACAACGGAAUCCAAACAAAAAGAACCCUGGUAGAAAGAGGCGGUGAAGUAGUUAUAAGUCUAAAACGUAAUAAACAAUAUUAUACUUUAAAA
This is a messenger RNA of Colias croceus (clouded yellow), 1190 nucleotides long. Its product is annotated as ribosome biogenesis regulatory protein homolog. NCBI's taxonomy places the organism in Eukaryota, Metazoa, Arthropoda, Insecta, Lepidoptera, Pieridae. The coding region runs from base 80 to 1144 and encodes 354 amino acids. Gene Ontology annotation, biological process: endonucleolytic cleavage in ITS1 to separate SSU-rRNA from 5.8S rRNA and LSU-rRNA from tricistronic rRNA transcript (SSU-rRNA, 5.8S rRNA, LSU-rRNA); ribosome biogenesis; ribosomal large subunit biogenesis. The record is from RefSeq and is a predicted model, not a curated record. Gene Ontology annotation, molecular function: protein binding. Gene Ontology annotation, cellular component: nucleolus; preribosome, large subunit precursor; nucleus. The transcript has 5 exons.